Messenger RNA from Hibiscus syriacus, 1139 nucleotides. RefSeq lists its product as uncharacterized. The record is from RefSeq and is a predicted model, not a curated record. Gene Ontology annotation, molecular function: RNA binding. The coding region runs from base 79 to 1089 and encodes 336 amino acids. Gene Ontology annotation, biological process: tRNA modification. The transcript has 7 exons. NCBI's taxonomy places the organism in Eukaryota, Viridiplantae, Streptophyta, Magnoliopsida, Malvales, Malvaceae.
UUCAAUUUUUAAGAGGGAUUUUUCAGAGCAAUAGUAAAUAGGUGAAGAAGAAAAAGAAGAAGAAAGAAAGGAACAGAAAUGGAAUCGAAGAAGGCGGGAGAAGAGGGCGAAAGCCCAAUGACUCCAUGGGAGCAACACGCCAAAGUCAUAAGCAUCCCUCGCUUCGAUUACAAGGCUCCUUCUUCUUUGCUUCAACGCUCUCACUCUGCUUUUCUCAUCACUUGCACUAUCAAGAGGGAGAAGAGCGCUACGAAAGAAGCCAUGUCUAUCCUUUCAAAGUACGUUGGUCCCUUCAACGGUGAAACCUCUGGAAGUUCAGGAACCUCUGAUGCAAAUGUUGAUGCUAAGAGAAGGAAAAUAUGUACUGAAGAAAUUGAUCAGAUUAUUAGCAAGACUGUUGACAGCCCGGAGAUCACUGAUGAUGCAGGUGGAAAUCCAAAAGAUGGCAGUUCCAUCUCUGCAAAUACGGAUAAAAGUGAAGCACCAGAGCUUGCUCUUUCACUAGUUAAGCUAACAAGGAGCGGCUUGCUUCUGCUUACCCUCCCUGUGGAGAACUCCUUAGACACAAUUGAUGUUGUCUCAAAGAUCUUUUGUGAUCUGGGAUCUGGUAGUUUAAAGUCACCGCUUUGGUGUCAUCGAAUCUUCCCUAUCCAAGCUACAUGUACCUUGAGUGAGAAGGAGCUGCAUGCAGUUGUGUCGAAACUCGUUCAACAAUAUGUGAAUGACAAAGGAAACAAAUUAACAUCACCUCUAAAGUUUGCAGUUGGAUUUAACAGAAGAGGAACUGACGAGAGCCAGUUGAAGAAUCCAAAAGAUGGUUCAAAGAAUUCUGAUAUGUCUGUAUUAUUGGACCGCAACAAAUGCUUCAGCGUUGUUGCCGCCGCUGUUAAAGCCAAUGUUCCAGAUUCAGUUGUGGAUCUGAAAUCUCCAGAGCUAUCUAUUCUCGUAGAGUUGUUUCCUCUGUCCGGAGUGCCCAACGGAUCGCUAGUGGUUGGCGUGUCAGCUCUACCCCUAAACCUUGUUAGUACUAAGCCAAAACUCUGCAUUAAGCCACUGGUUGGGGAUAAAAUUGGGAAGAAGGGAAGUUAAAGCAUGUCUACUGGUUGGCUUGCAACCUUCAUCCACUGGUUAGGGAGUUU